Messenger RNA from Trichoplusia ni (cabbage looper), 1464 nucleotides. RefSeq lists its product as uncharacterized. The record is from RefSeq and is a predicted model, not a curated record. The transcript has 3 exons. Lineage: Eukaryota; Metazoa; Arthropoda; Insecta; Lepidoptera; Noctuidae. Bases 1 to 1464 code for a protein of 487 amino acids.
AUGACUGGAGAAAAUGAGACGAAAACGGCUGAAGUGACGUCUAGACACGACAAUGAUGAAGCUAGCUCUAAUGUUAACGAUACACCGAAAUCUACUAUAGCUCCAAUGAAUUAUUUGCGAACUACGGGAAAACUGCCGGAUUCAAAUCCAAUUUUGAACACAGACACGGCAAUUGUGGACAAAAUAGUGCCGUCUUCUACUCCUACAACUUUAAAUCCAAGCAUAGACUUCACUAAUGUACCCUAUCUCAAAUUUGCAAUUUCGAAAACGAUUGUCAAUGUAACAACAAAUGCCGCUAAUAACGAUACAUCAUCAACGACUGUCUCUUUCAAUAUCAGUGGUGUUGUUGAAAAUCAUGCAUUCGUUAACAACGGCUUGACGACGCCAUCAUUUAAGAAUGACGUACCGCAGCCUAUUGCUACCAAAAACAUUCAAGGUGGGGAUAAUGCAAUGAAUGUUUUCGAUAAUCCUCAGGAAGUUAUGUUUGAAAGUAUGACGUCAUCACCGUCGGCAACAACCGUUCCAGAAAUACAGAGUGUGACAGAAUUUACUGUCACCAAUUCAUCGAAAGGACUCGUUGAAAAUUUGACAUUAACACAAGAAGCUUACAACGAAACAAGUACAACAGCAGAGGUAACAGUACAAACCACACCUAGUUCCGUAUUAAGUGAAAAAGCGACGGUUGGUAGUGUAGCAACUAUUCCUGACACUGUCAAUAGCAAUAGUGACUCCAAGGCAGAAACCACGUUCGACACAGCAGUGACAGUAUCUAUAUCCAAUAAUACGACGACUUUUGCCAAUGAAAUUUUAGAUUCAACAUUAAGUACUCCUGCACCAACGGUGAAUGCAGGCUCAGCAGUCGAUAACUCAUAUCGGACAGAUAAUAGUACAAUUAAUCAAAAUAGUGAUAAUAAUGCACUACAUCAAAAUGACACAGGAUUAAAACUAAUUGGCGAAUCUACGACAACUGAAAAAAUUGAAAUGUCCAGCAUGACUGAAACUAAAUUCACGAUGACUGGAGAAAAUGAGACGAAAACGGCUGAAGUGACGUCUAGACACGACAAUGAUGAAGCUAGCUCUAAUGUUAACGAUACACCGAAAUCUACUAUAGCUCCAAUGAAUUAUUUGCGAACUACGGGAAAACUGCCGGAUUCAAAUCCAAUUUUGAACACAGACACGGCAAUUGUGGACAAAAUAGUGCCGUCUUCUACUCCUACAACUUUAAAUCCAAGCAUAGACUUCACUAAUGUACCCUAUCUCAAAUUUGCAAUUUCGAAAACGAUUGUCAAUGUAACAACAAAUGCCGCUAAUAACGAUACAUCAUCAACGACUGUCUCUUUCAAUAUCAGUGGUGUUGUUGAAAAUCAUGCAUUCGUUAACAACGGCUUGACGACGCCAUCAUUUAAGAAUGACGUACCGCAGCCUAUUGCUACCAAAAACAUUCAAGGUGGGAUAAUGCAAUGA